CCCUGCCUGCUAACUUCAUCCGAGCCAAGGAGCCUCACGUUUUCUCACCGUGACCUCGGACUGUUGCUGAGUCGAUGCGCGCCUUACAGCUUUAUUUGUCAUUCAAGUCGGGAAAAUUGUCACACACACACAAAUUAUACCGAAGCGUUUAGUUGUUUAUCCGCGUUUCUGUCGACUCGUUUACCGGAAACGCAGCCGCACGAGCGGAGGACAUGGCCGAAAUCGAGGAGCUUUCCCCCGCUGGCGCUGCGGGCCCGGUGUCCAUCCGGGCUCCCGAGGACGAGAUAGACGACGAUGAAGACGAGGACCUGGAUGAGACGCUGGCAGAGAGGCUGUGGGGCCUGACGGAGAUGUUCCCCGAGACGGUGCGGACAGCCGCGGAGGUCUCUGCGCAGUGCUCCGUUUCCCUGCUCAAGAAGUUCUACAGCUUUUCCCGCUCUGCUCUGUGGGUGGGCACCACCUCCUUCAUGAUCCUGGUGCUGCCGGUGGUGUUCGAGACGGAGCGCCUGCAGCUGGAGCAGCAGCAGCUGCAGCAGCAGAGACAGAUCCUGCUGGGACCCAACACCGGGAUGUCCGGGGGCAUGUCGGGGAUGAUGCCUCCCGCGCCCGGCAAGAUCUGAUGAGCGUGACGACGGCGUGCCACGGGGAUUUGCUGCCAGGGCAUCCGGCGGGGGGCGCUAAGAGGAGAGGCAGAGAAAAGCGGCAGCAAAGCUGCGCCGCCGCCGCCGCAGAAGAAUCACUUCAACAUGUGGUGGGGUUGUUGGAAGACGGCGUGACGCCUGAUUCUCACCGUCUCCUCUUGAUCCCAGACGUGCAGAGACUGGUCUCCGGGAAGCCCCUGCUUCAGUUCAUUUCCUUUAAAAAAAAACAAAAAAACAACAGUGUUUGUAACAUGUUUAGGUUCUGAAGAGGUUUGAUUGUUGUUUGUGUUUGUCUGAGGAGUGUUUUCAUGUUUUCUUUGUGGGUUUUUUUCUACUUCUUUGUUAAUAAUGUCAGUGAUGUUCCAAAAACCAGGCUGCUCAAAGAAACCUCUGGGUUUUACGAGGAAAACAACCGUUUCCCGUUUUUCUGCCUCUGCUUUUGUCGCAUUUCACUUCUUAACGGCAAUGCGAAUGUUCUGUUUUUCUGCUGUAAACAUCGAGUACGAGAAUUCAGCUACAAGAUUGUCAAAUUAAGACAAUGUGAAACUUAAAAAUGAAAGUAUUUAUCACUGCGAAGGUCCUGUCUGCCCCCAUGGCUAUUUGUGCAUCACUUGACAUUCUCACAUUCAAAUGUCUCUCCCAUGACUGCAAACAUUAAAAAAAACCUAAAACAGAA
Messenger RNA from Oryzias latipes (Japanese medaka), 1317 nucleotides. RefSeq names its product translocase of outer mitochondrial membrane 22 homolog (yeast) (gene tomm22). NCBI's taxonomy places the organism in Eukaryota, Metazoa, Chordata, Actinopteri, Beloniformes, Adrianichthyidae. The record is from RefSeq and is a predicted model, not a curated record. Gene Ontology annotation, cellular component: mitochondrial outer membrane. Gene Ontology annotation, biological process: intracellular protein transport.